AGUGACAAUAGUAUUUGAUUGGAAAUUUUGGCGUUGAACCGUUACAUGUCACCAUUGUCCGAAUCGGCCGUUGUUUGUAUUUUCUGGAAAAUUUGGAUGUCGUCGCUGAGUUCCUUGUGCCGACGUUUCCGCCCGAUGGGUCACCUGCUGGUCAUCGGCUGUGUCCUCAUUUACUGCGCCUGUUCGAUUAUUGCGUUGAACCGGAAAGUCGUGUCCGUCUGGCUGACGGACCGGUUCGUUCAUCAUCGGCAACAUCGAAUACUGAAUAGGCCUAUUCAGACGAAAUCUGAUGCCGACCAUCAGCCGAUCGAUCGACGGACCUGUUGCCUUUUGUCUGCCCAUCGACCGGAAGACAUUUGCGGGCGACCCAAUUGCACGUCGUGUCCGUCUCCUCGUCAUUUAAACCCGUUGAAGAGCGACGGGCCAAACGCCUUUUUCAUCGAAACGUCCGACAGUGGCGGUUUGAACAUCCGCCAGGCCUGCGCCGUCGAGUCGCUGGCUUUUCACAAUCCCAAUCUGACUGUCAACGUCCUUUUCAUGGUGGACGAAGACGGCCAUCAGAAGCAAAUCAGAAAUAAAAACAAAGUGCUGGCCAAAACGCUCGAAAAGUUGAAAUCGAAAUACAAAAAUGUUGAGUUCAUCGUUGCCGAUUUGGCCGAGUACAUGGCCGGCACGUCGAUGGAGAAAUGGUUCCACUGCACCGACUGGCGGACAGGGCCCUACCACGUCUCCCACCUGAGCGACGGCCUGCGCUUCCUAACCCUGAACAAGUACGGCGGCUAUUACUUCGAUCUAGAUGUCAUCCUGGUCCGGCCCGUCACUUUUUACCGCAACUUUUUGGCCGCCGAGUCGGGCAGCGAAUUCGGAAGCAGUGUCAUUCACGCCGACUACGGACAUCCCAUUAUGCAACUGGCCGUCAACGACUUCCCCUCCAAUUACAAUAAAAAUGCAUGGACGCACAACGGACCUGAUUUGUUAAUGCGGGUCAUGAAAACCUAUUGCGGAGAAGAGAAUUUCAAUGCGAUUAAUUACGUCAGUUGCCGAGGGUUUGGUGCCCUGCCGACCUCGACGUUUUCUCCCAUCCACUGGAGCAAUUGGCAAUCGUUUUUCAACCAAAGGCCGGCCAAUGAAACUGGGGCGCCAAGUUGGAUCACCAAUCAAGUCGUCGGCGUCCACAUUUGGAACAAACUGAGUUUCAACGAAACGGCCUACAAGAAUUCGACGCAGGAAUACGUCCGGCUGGUCAGGCACAAUUGUCCCGAAAUCUUCUCCAUCGCUCCCGAAACAUUUUAAUCAUAAGUAGAGUCCUUAAUAUCCAAUAAGUCGAUGUAACACUGCUGUAAAUCCACUGUUACCGUUAAUGAUACAUAUUAGGCUACCAACAAC
This is a messenger RNA of Daphnia pulex (common water flea), 1386 nucleotides long. Its product is annotated as lactosylceramide 4-alpha-galactosyltransferase-like. The record is from RefSeq and is a predicted model, not a curated record. NCBI's taxonomy places the organism in Eukaryota, Metazoa, Arthropoda, Branchiopoda, Diplostraca, Daphniidae. Bases 46 to 1293 code for a protein of 415 amino acids. Gene Ontology annotation, molecular function: hexosyltransferase activity. The transcript has 2 exons. Gene Ontology annotation, biological process: glycosphingolipid biosynthetic process.